GGUGCCACCGGCAGGGAGCACGACGCAAUGCCCGUUCACUGUCAGCAAAGCCCGGUGCUGGCAGGCAGCGCCGCCUUGGUCGCCAUGGGGGCACUGGUCCUGUACUGGGCGAAGCCCUCCGGCUACGGGAAGUACGUGCCAGCGGCUGUCUGCCUGUCCGCUCGCGCCGCCUGGUUCCUGCAGGAGCUGCCUUCCUUCGCGGUGCCCGCGGUGAUCCUCGCUCUGCAGCCCCGCACUCUCUUCGGCUCUCCCGCGACUGUGCUUCUGGGUCUCUUCUGCUUACAUUACUUCCACAGGACAUUUGUUUACUCGUUUCUCACUAGAGGGAGGUCUUUUCCAGUUGCACUCAUUUUCAGCAGCUUUUUCUUCUGUCUGGGAAAUGGACUCCUCCAAAGCUACUAUCUGAUUUACUGUGCUGAAUACCCUGCUGAGUGGUACACAGACAUACGGUUUAGCCUGGGUCUCUUCUUAUUUCUUUUGGGAAUGGGAAUUAACAUUCAUAGUGACUACAUAUUGCGCCAGCUCAGGAAGCCUGGAGAAAUCAUCUAUAGGAUUCCACAAGGUGGCUUGUUUACGUACGUUUCUGGAGCCAAUUUCCUCGGUGAGAUCAUUGAAUGGAUCGGCUAUGCCUUGGCCUCGUGGUCCCUCCCAGCACUGACAUUUGCAUUUUUUUCACUUUGUUUCCUUGGGCUUCGAGCUUUUCACCACCAUAGGUUCUACCUCAAGGUGUUUGAGGACUACCCCAAAUCUCGGAAAACCCUCAUUCCAUUCAUUUUUUAAAAAACCAAAUUAAAAAGGAACACGGCUCCCAUAAUACUGUUGAAAACCAUAGGGCUGUUGAACCUGCAACUUUCAGAGUUUCACUGGGUGUGUAAUAAUAGGUGUCUUGUGUUCUGAUAGUGGGCCUAGGGUUUCCACGAGGUGCCCGUUUCGUGUCUGCAUGGACUCUCCCCGAGUCCCUCCUAAUCUCUUCCUGAAACUCCAACAAGGCCCUUUUCCACACAGAGAUACCUGCUUCUUAGCUCUUCCUCCCAGAAAGUGCAGAACUUACCUACAUUUUUUUCCCUUUGGGUGAUCUAAGGACAUGUGGCUUUAUACCUGCACACUAUAUCAACACCUAUACAAAUUGUAAGAUAUUUAAAUUCAAAGCUGCAUGGACCUAGAGCCAAUCUACUCUGAAAUGAAAACCCAGUCACAUUUUCCUUUUCCUUACUUAAUUAUGAAAGGUAUGAAAUGAUUCAGUAGACUUUUGAUAAAGGAGUCCUUUCUUCGUAUUGCUGAAGAUGCAAUGAUGCAUUGACUCCAUGUCAGAUUUGUGAGUCGUCUCAGUGCCUCUGUCUUCCUGAAGAUUUCAUAAUCCCCGCUAGAGAUAUUGUAGCCUGACCCAGAAGACUGGUGCGGGCUUUAUUGAAGGCCAGGUUUUAACUACGCCAGCAAAAGAAGAUGUGAUUCUGGUUGGCUACUGGGAAAGUAAAAAGUGUUUUACAAUAGACAUUACCUACCCUCGUAUUCUUAGAUGCUGGUGGCAAUAUCCAAAUACUGCGAGAGUGUCAAGUAAGGGAAAUGACUGAGUAAGAUCAUAAUAUGCUCUUGCCUUGACAAGAUGUCUGUAAUGACAGUGAAGCACAUCAGAAGCACACAGCAACUCUUCUGGAAUUCAUCACAGUCCUCAGGAUCUGAUCAAGAAGGAUCUCCCAGGGGUUACUUGAACAUCAGUCUUCAAAGAUCCUGAAAACUGCAAAGGCUAAAAACUGCAACUGGAGGGAUACCAUCUGGGCAAGCAGAUUUUGUUUGGCUCAGACAGUAUUUCACACAUAAUAUGACUUUCUUUUUUUUACAUUCAAAGUCUCUGAAAUUUAAAAACAAGGUUUCUACAUUCUAGUUUCCUGUAAAAAAUUGGAGGAUCUGAGCCCAUGGAGCCUGCUAAGAACUGGGACUGGUCAGCUAGUAUAUAUUAGAAUGUACAGCUGCUGUUGGGGGAGUCAUCCUAGAAUGGGUGCUGAGACAUGGGCUCUCUAAGGAGAGGGGUGAAUACUCAUCAUCAGAAUGUGUGAAAAUAUUUGUCUCCUUGGGUUUAGGUUUGGGGCAAGUGUUGGUAAUUUUUAGCAAGCCCUCUUGAGAAAUGAGGACCAGUUUUAUCAGAUGCAAUGCUAAGUACAGAAAUGCACUGUAUGAGACACAGCACACUCAAAAGAUCUGAGAAUAUUGUAGAUUAUUGAACAAUACAAAUUGUAAUCAUAUAAAUGCAUAUUUUGCUGUUAAUUAAAUGUUUCUCAAAUCACAGAUGUUACAUAAUUUUGUUUAAUAAAAGAGCUCCAGAUUUAUGAAGAUUUUUAUAAGAUGCUGAGCUGAGUCCCUUGUUCCCAACCCCCCGCAUUUUUACUGUUUUCUUUUUUUUUAAGUGUUGCUGCCUUUUAUCUCCUUUCUCUUAAUUUUGACAACUAGAAAUUAGGGGCUCUAAGCUGAAAAUAGAAGAGAAAUAUGACUUAUUUGGCUUCUUAACCACAGCUCAGAACUCCAAGCAGGUACAGUGUUCUCAGUGCUCUAGGGCCAUAGUUUUUAACCAAUUUUCUCUAUUUCUAAAAUAUGCAUGCAAAUUGAAAAUAAAGGUCUGAAAGUGUC
Messenger RNA from Manis pentadactyla (Chinese pangolin), 2622 nucleotides. RefSeq names its product steroid 5 alpha-reductase 2 (gene SRD5A2). Gene Ontology annotation, molecular function: 3-oxo-5-alpha-steroid 4-dehydrogenase activity. NCBI's taxonomy places the organism in Eukaryota, Metazoa, Chordata, Mammalia, Pholidota, Manidae. Gene Ontology annotation, cellular component: membrane. Bases 28 to 780 code for a protein of 250 amino acids. The record is from RefSeq and is a predicted model, not a curated record. Gene Ontology annotation, biological process: steroid biosynthetic process. The transcript has 5 exons.